AUGCCAUCUUUUGCUUUCUGGAAAAGCUCCAAACUGGACGAUGCAAAGUCUCCCCUGCUAAGCGAUGCUGCAGUGAAGGAGGAGUUAAGUGUGAUUAUCCCGAAUGUCUCAAAGGCCGUCGAUCUCAACCCAGGGAACCAAGAUUCGGGAGUUUUUCUCUUCGACGAAGAUGCUCAGGAGAUACCAGGGGACCAGACACCACUCAUUGAGCCUGCAUCCGACCUAGAAGCAGAGCUCAGUGCAGUGCAAGACACAGACCUUGCGCAAGAAAUCCAACGUGGCGAGACGAAGGUGGAUAACUCGUUACUAGACUCGCGACCUGUCUCUCUCAUUCCAAGAGAAUCGGGGCCCAGCCUGUCGAUUGAGAAGAAACCUACUCCGGUAGCUUUGGCACGGGUCGACACAGACUUGCACAACCGAGAUUCUGGUGUGUAUCUCUCCGAAAACGAGAGCUCUCCUGUAUCUUCACGACCAUCCUCCAUCGUAUCGAACGACAACGCCUCUCCGCGAUCACGAGUCUCAUCGCUCUCCAAACCAAAGUCGAUGUCGCCUCAGCGUACAAACUCUAGCACAAAUUCUGGCACAAAUUCCAUCUCUCGACUGCAGCGUCCUGCAGAAUUGAACCUCGGUUUCAACAGCGCAGUGGACCCGGCGAAGCCUAAGUCCGAACUCGACAUGCGAUACGACCUCAUUCGCAAUUCCAAGACACAGUCGAAGGCCGCACUACGAUCGCCGACGCAGCUCUUACAGGAACGCCUCAAUAUGUCGCCAAAGAAGAAGAGCAAAGAAGAUAAGCUUCGCGUCUUCACACCGCCACGUGCGACCGUCAACGGGUGCCUACUACCGGGACCUAGUGCGCAAGCGGAAGCGUUCACCAGCUCCUCGGUCCGAGCAAAGACCGAGGCGGGAGGUCGGCCAGCUUGGUGGUGCAAGACUGACAAGCUUGUUGUGUUUGACGGCAUCGAGCAACAAGCCGACGGUGAAUUGAGGCCAAGGACACGCACAAGCAAAGGUUUGACUGUCGCACGAAGGCGAGGCGAUCUGGAGACUGUGGUGAUUCCGUUGGACUGUGCCCAUUGUCACGAGAUGCUUAAUCGACAUGAGUGGAAAUAUGACAUGCGAGUCUGCAGUCGAAGCGUCUGCUGGGACUGCAAAGAGAGAUGCAAGUGGGAAUUUGAGCAAGAAAAGAUGGCAGUUGCAGCCACGCCCCGUGCAGACGCGAACAGGGAGAGAGCAGACAGCAUGCUCCAGGACGAGCAGAGCAGAAGUCAUAAUCUGCAGAAGGGGCUUGUCGUUUGA
Boeremia exigua is the source of this 1299-nucleotide messenger RNA. RefSeq lists its product as uncharacterized. Lineage: Eukaryota; Fungi; Ascomycota; Dothideomycetes; Pleosporales; Didymellaceae. The transcript has 2 exons. The record is from RefSeq and is a predicted model, not a curated record. Bases 1 to 1299 code for a protein of 432 amino acids.